This is a messenger RNA of Mytilus californianus (California mussel), 8823 nucleotides long. RefSeq lists its product as uncharacterized. Gene Ontology annotation, molecular function: protein binding. Gene Ontology annotation, cellular component: Cul4-RING E3 ubiquitin ligase complex. NCBI's taxonomy places the organism in Eukaryota, Metazoa, Mollusca, Bivalvia, Mytilida, Mytilidae. The transcript has 34 exons. The record is from RefSeq and is a predicted model, not a curated record. The coding region runs from base 95 to 5917 and encodes 1940 amino acids.
UAGGAUAGACACGACAAACACAUUCGAAUGUGACAAUAUAUAUGUAAAUAUUCUUCAUGGUUGGUUUAAAGUAUGAAUAUUGUGAGAUAGUGCAAUGGCCCAACAAUUUUCGUCCAAGUCAAAAAAGACUGGACCUAGUAUCAUACGGGGAUAUCGUCGAGAACUUACGUAUUUUGAGGUCCCUGUGAGAACCGAUAUCCCAACUACAACAUAUGCUGACCGAGAGGUCAUCAAAGAAGUAUUUGAUGAAGUAGACGAAGAAGCUAUAGCCGAGUUAGCAAGUGAGAGAGAAAAUUCAACGGGACUUAAUAACCAGAAGGAUACAACAGUUAGUGAUGAUUUUGUGAGGACGAUAUAUGGUCAUUGCUCUUCCAAGAUACCGAUUCGUAGCUAUGGAAAACUUAAUUUCAACGUAAAUGCCUACCAUGGGGGAUGUACCUCCCUUUACUUUGUGUCAUGCGCAUCUGGAAACGAUAAGAAUGAAACCUGCGUAGAACUGUUGUUGGUUAGGUCAGGAUUCGACUGUAACCAUGUCGAAGUAAGUCCUAUUGUAUCGUCUCAGGAUGGUUACUUUAACCCUGCCAACAAUCAUUAUGUAGAUGAGGAAGGAACGUUUAUUGGUGACUGCCAGUACGGCAACAAUCAUUUAAUGUUGUUGACAAAUGACUGUCGUUAUGGUAAUCUCAAGAAUGGAAUUUACAUAGAGAGUCAAAACAAAAAGGUUCUUCUACAGCUACCUGUACCCGUAUGUGAGGAAGACAGCUGUGGACUUUCAUUAAUACUUUGUAGUGGUUCCGAUGGUGUCAAAUACCACAAUGCUGUCUACAUUCUGCGCACUGGAGUACACAAUAGUAAAUUCGAAUCAAAGCUUGUAUCAGGGGAAGAUAUAUUCAAAUUUAAUCUCGGAGAAAGUCAUAUGGUGACUGUUCAUGGUCCAUGUAACAGUCGGUACGGUCUAUUCCAUAAUGCAAAUAAUUCUACCUCAAAACAGAGUCACGUUCUGGUGACGCAGACACAGUGUUUGACUGGAAAACACGUGUUACUGACUAAAUUACCCGAGCAAUGUACUCUCGUUAUUCUUUGCUCAAACAGCUAUGGCGUAGAAGAUUGCACUAUUUCUUCUAUGUACUUUUUGGCGAUCAACAAUCAAAAACUUGAAGAUGUUCAAGAAGUGGCAGGUAGUUUUGGAACGGAUUGCAAAAAAUCCAAUAUUUGGAAAUUCGAAAUUGUAGAUGGAGAAUUAGUGGUUAUUGGACCAAAUGAGCCAUGUAAAUAUGCUGUUUUGUCCAAUGUCAAAGCAUGUAACGUAGACCUUAUUUCAUGUAUUACUCAAGAUGGUUGUUUAGCAACGGGUGAAUCAACAAAGACAACAGGCAAUGUGAAGGUUACCAUGGAAGAAAUAACCGGUCAUUUGAAUAAAUCGUCAACAAUCCGUAUAAUGUUAGACCACAACUUCGUACACACGAUUUCAAUCGACGAAUUGACGAAUAGAGAUGGCGAAUACACAUUUUCCUAUCAAUGGCAGGAGAAUGAAAAAUAUGUUGGCUAUCAUAAAGUUAGGAUAUUUGCCAUAAGAAAGAAUUUGAAAACUGAUGAAGAUGUGUUUAUUGAGUUAACUGGUUCACCCUGUUCCUUAACCAGACAAAAACCAGGAGUCAUUUAUGCCUUAAACUGCGCAGGUCCGGCAUACCAAGAUCUCAAUGAUAUUGUGUAUUCAAGUGAACACCAUCAGUUUGCUAACUUCGACAGAAAUUUCCUUUCUGGUAUGCAGAGCAAAGCUGUUGGUUCUGUGAAGACUCAGACAAUACUACCCGCUUCAAUGCUGAACUCACAUGACGGGUUUUUGUAUUCAGUGUCACGAUCAGCAUACACGGAACAAAAAUCCGAACAACGGUUUAGGUAUAAGGUAAAUGGUAUACCAAAUGGGAGCUACAAAUUACGCAUACACGUAGUUGAUGUACCAGAGGACAUAACUUUUAAUGGCAGACCAAUGAGCAAAGACGUCCGAGAGAAAAUAGAAGCUAUGAAGAAGCCAGGAGAUUUAGUUGGUCCAACUUGUUACUGUGUUGAUAUACACGUUGAUAUCAAUUGUAACUUUUUAGAAAUUGAGAGUGAAAGUAAAGACGUCCACAAACAUGCUGACCAGAUUUGUGCUUUCGCUUUACUUGACAAGACGUACAGUGAUAGAAUCGUCACUGAAUCACAAAAGAAACAAGAAUAUAUAGAAAAACAAAAAGUAAUAGACAAAAUUCCACCAUUGACGACUAUCAACACCCGAAAGAAUAUGAGUAUCGUUGGAUGGUCUCAAAAUCUACUUCAUAAUCCUACUGGAGAGAAUGGAGAUUUGACGUUUUGGACGACAGAGGGAGAUAUAAAAGUUUGUGAUGGAGGUUAUGAUACAGAUACAUGUUUUGUUACAUCACAUAUAUGGGGUUGUAAAUAUCAAGAAGUCAAUCUUCUGGAAUAUUUCACUGAGGAGUACUUGGAUACAUCACCAGGCAUUAUGGUUUUCGAAGAUUACAAAGAAGGAGAUUUUGGUGGCGGUAAUUACUGCUUUACUGCACAGCUGUUGUCAGCUGAUCGAAAGGUGUUGAAAGAAUAUACAACAGGAGAGAUAGGACCUAUAUAUUACCUUCACGGUGAAUGGGAAGAGGCAAACAUUAUAUUUUCAGACUAUGGUCCUGGUGUCCGUUUUGUUGCAUUCUCGUCAAAAGGUAAAGAUAGCAAAUCGAGGGCUGGAUUUUUCGGUCCCUAUAUAUCUGGUGCCGAAGUGCGAGUAAAAAAAAAGAACAAACAGUCUGAAAAUGACAGUUAUGCAGACAUUCCACAGAUGGACAAGGCAGACAGCAAAUCAGUUGCGGAGAAAUUGGUUUCAAAAGUUCUUACGGAUAAUGCUGCCUUGAUGGAAAAAUUCAUCAAAGAAGAUGACGUCCAAGAUUUGACAAAUACAAAAAGUAUAAUCGCAUUAGAAGAUGAAAUGGGACAAGAAUCGAAGUGGGCACUCCUUAAACGAUUUUUAACAAAACAGAAGUUAGAAAAGAAGAGAGAAAUUCGUGUUUUUGUUUCCAGUACAUUUAAAGACUUUGCCAAGGAGAGAGAUGAAAUAAUAAAAACGGCCUUCAGUGAGAUACGUCGUUUGUGUACAGAAAGAGGCGUAUUCUUCACGUAUGUAGAUUUAAGAUGGGGAAUAACAUCAGAGCAAACUAGCGAUGGCAAAACAAUAGCAAUUUGCUUACAGGAGAUUGAUCGAUGUCGACCCUACUUCAUCUGUCUGAUGGGAGAGAGGUAUGGAUGGUCCCAAAGAAAGGAAGAGCCAGAUGAUGUUUUGAAUUCUACAUUUGACUACGCAAUAGAAAGCUACCCAAAUCUCAAAUGGAUAGAUGAAUUUAGAUAUGGAUCCAGCGUUACACAGUUAGAAGUAUUACAGGGAGUUUUGAAUAAUCCAAAUGUGUCAAAAGAUAAAUGUUUCUUCUACAUGAGGGAUCCUCCAUCGAAGGAAAAACUAUCAAGUCAGGAAUUUAAGCUCCUUUCCUCAGAAUCAAAAUGGCAUCAUCAGCAACAAGAAAGGUUAAAAACUCAAGUUAAGGAACAUCCACUGGGGCUUAACAUUACUACAUUUAAAUCUGCCACAGAAGUUGCUGAAAAUAUUAAAAGGGAUCUAGAACAAUGUAUCAACAUUGAUUUCCCUAAAGGUACAGAUUUAACGCAGUUAGAACGCAUGCGAGAGGCUCAUAAUGCGUUUGGUGAAGCUCGACAACGUGUGUACAUAGGAAGACAAGAUUAUUUUAAAAAUAUUACCAAAGAACGAGACAAAGGGAUAACAAAACCAUUUAUUAUACUUGGAGAAUCAGGAAGUGGAAAGUCAUCACUGAUUGCUAACUGGGCCAAACAGAUUGAAGAUGCAGAAGCAACAACCUUUGUAUUUGUGCAUUUCAUAGGAAGCUCUGCCGAUAGCUCAGAUUACAUCAAGCUUAUUAGAAGAUUGUUUGAAGAAAUGAACAUAUUCUAUGAUUUCGAUAUGCAAAUUCCAACAUCCGAAACUUUGCUGAUUAAUGAUAUUGGAAAGUGGUUAAGGAUGGCAGGGUCUAGGACAAAGGUUGUAAUUGUUCUGGACGCACUUAAUCAGUUGGAUGAUGGCACUGGUGAAGACGGUUCAGAACACGAUUUAAUGUGGGUACCAGAAGAAUUACCAUCAAAUGUUUUCAUGUUGUGUUCAACUCUUCCAGGAAGGGCAAUGCGAGCUUGUUUACGUAACAGAUGGCCAAAUAUGAAAGUAGAACCACUACAGGAAUCACAAAAGAUGCAAAUAAUUACUGACUACUUGCAAGGUGUUUACGGAAAAACUCUGAACAGUGAACAGAAGAUAAUGCUGGUGAAUGCUCAACAGACAUCUAAUCCUUUGUACCUCAAGUCGCUACUUGAUGAGAUACGUAUAUUUGGAUCAUUUCGCCAAUUAACAGACAAAAUUAAAGAGUAUCUGUCUGCUAGAAACCCACAAGAAUUGUUUGCAAAGAUUCUGGAGAGGUUGGAACACGAUUUUGAAACCGGACCGAAUUCAAGGAAAUAUCUUGUUCGAGAUGCAACCACUGCACUAUGGUGUUCUAAUAGAGGAAUGUCAGAGUCUGAAUUAAUCGAAUUAUUAGAUAUUCCUAGUGCAAUUUGGUCUCCAUUUUAUUUGUCCCUGUAUGAAAAUCUAGUAAAUCGCAAUGGAAUCCUUAAUUUCUUCCACGACCAUCUGCGACAAGCUGUGGCAAAGAAAUACCUUUCGACGAAGGAAGAUAAAACUGAAGGUUACUCGCGAUUAGCUGACUACUUUAGCUCAAAGGAAACGAGCAAUCGAACGGUUGAAGAGAUGCCGUUUUUAUUGUUGAAAGCUAAGAAGAUGGAUCGAUUGAAAGCAACCGUUUCUGACUUCGAUGUGUUUUAUAGACUAGCUGAUGAUGAAGAUGGAAUUUUUGAAUUGAUAAAAGCUUGGCGAAAGCUUGGUGGAUAUUCAUUAGCAGAAGAAGCGUACAUGUCCGAAUUGUUCAAAAUACCAAAGACAACUAUAAGGGCUGAUAUCAAGUACUAUUGUAAACUUUUCAGUCUACUUGGAAACUUUUUCCGAACACUUGGAUUAAUGGAUGCAGCAAAGAAGGUCUAUAAGACUUUAGUUAAACAGCUAGAGCUAAGCUACGAUGAAACAAACGACACCAUUGUGUACAGUGCUUAUGACCAGAGUUGGAAAUAUCGCUGUAAUCAUCCAGAAGUGAUAAAGGCAUUACAAAAUUUAGGAACAGUAUACACACAGCUUGGGAGAUAUAAUAAGGCCAUAUCUGUUUAUAAUGAUGCAAUUUGUCGUCAAAAUAAAAUCGAGACACCAAGUCAAAAGAUACAGGUUUGUGAUGGAUUGCUUGGUUUAGCAACACUGUACUUCCAGAAAGACAACAUGUUGGAAGCAAAAAAGCUGACGACAAGAGCUUUGGAACUUGCAACAAAUGUUAUUGGAAGGAAACAUCAUUUUGUAUCAGAUAUUUACACAAAGCUUGGACAGUUAAAUUACGUGCAGCAUCGCUUAGAUGAAGCUUUGGCUUACUAUUUGCAAGAUCUUAAAGUAACACGUGGUGAAGUUGGGACAAAUCAUCCUUAUACAGCUACGGUCUUAAAUGAGAUUGCACUAGUUUAUGAUGACAAAAAUGACCAAAUUGCUGGAGAGCUCUAUGAAGAAGCUUUGCGAAUUUUCCUAGGCGCAUAUGGGAAUAAUUACCUUGUCACUGGAAUUAUCAGGUUCAACCUUGGAGCAUUCUACUAUGGUGAUAACCAUUUUGCAAAAGCUAAAUAUCAGUUUGAAGAAGCAUACAGAAUACAUGUAAUGUUCCUUGGAGAAAAUCAUCCAGAUGCAAAACGUGUGAAAGAAGCCCUUGAUUUAGUGAAAUAAAAAUGAUCUAGCUUAUUAAUCAGAACAUACAAUAAAAGGGCACUUUACAUUCACAAAUAUAUUGAAAUUUCUUGCUAUAUUGUAUACGUAUUUGUGCAAUGGAAAAGGUAAACUGAUAUUUAUAAGGGUAAAAAAAGUUUUGAUAUUAAAUUAGUGCAUUAUAAUCAUCUACAGGGGUAAUCUUUUGAUCAUCAUGAUCAUAACAUAGUUUUGUUCAUAAAUUUUUGCAUUCCAACCACUGCCCCUAUGCGAUGACUUAAUUUUAUGCGAUAUAUAAAUAUAUAUUUUUUUUGUUACUCCCGGUACUAAUAUCAUCUUGAAGCCAUAUACAUAUAUCUUGUCAAUUUAAUAUUUUUACAUGUAUGUACAAAAAUAAUCACAUUCACUAAAUUUUAAUGUUGAUUAAAAUUGAGAAUGGAAAUGGGGAAUGUGUCAAAGAGACAACAACCCGACCAUAGAACAGACAACAGCAGAAGGUCACCAACAGGUCUUCAAUGCAGCGAGAAAUUCCCGCACCCGGAGGCGUCCUUCAGCUGGCCCCUAAACAAAUAUAUAUACUAGUUCAGUGAUAAUGAACGCCAUACUAAACUCCAAAUUGUACACAAUUGUAUAUUUUAAUACUGAAAAAUAUAUAACACAAUAAAACAUAUUGAAUAAAUGUUAAAGUUAUGAAAAAAAUGAUGACGUAUCUUAUAAUAUAUAUAUAUAUACAAUGAAAGAAAUUUUUCUAAAAUCACUGUAAUCACUAGCCAGUCAACACUGAGGUUGUGAGUUCGAACCCCGCUCGUGCGGGUGCACUCAACUCCAAUCUUAAUUGACUAGGAUUGUCAGUUUUCCUAUCGAAGGUCGGUGGUUUUCUCCGGGCACUCCGGCUUCCUCCACCAAUAAAAACUGGCCGCCACGAAAUAGCCCAAAAGCGGUGCUUAAAAGUGGCGUUAAAACACCAAAAAUCAAUCAAUCAAAUCUUAAAUGUUCCUGUAACUCCUUUGAUAACUUAUUCAUAUUAGAUGUCGCGCAGUUAAAAUAUGUUUGACACAUGUACGCAUAAUAUUUUUAAUAUGUCAGUUUUGACUAAUCAUUUUGUCAAUCUUUGCUAUCUGUGCGUUUUAUCUAUUUCCGUUAUUGCCUGUCACUAUAAUCUUACCCCCCGAGAUUUCAGGCAGCUUGAACAGAUGUAUUAAAACAAUUUAUGUAGUUCAUUUUAACAUUUAACUGAUAAUAUUGCUCAGUCAGGUUUCGUAGUUAUCUGUAAAGAUUACGAUGUGGAAAUUGUUUUCUGUUACAAAACAGUUUUAUUACUUAAUUUUAAAGGAAUGAGACCAGGAAGGCAUAUAUGGCUCUAAUAUUAAGUUAUGUCGUAUCUAACCUAAAAACAAACAUAAAAAAUUUAAAGUUUACAAAGGAAAAUAGUUUCUGCUAUCUGUAUGUUUAUACUUUGUUGGUAGUGUCAAAAGUAUCAAAGUUUUCUAGUUUUUAUCCCAAUUUGCUGUUUUACUGCAUAAUAGAUGUAUUUGGAUGUGAAAAACAUUUCAUAAAAACAAUAUUUUGGGAAAUGCAUGUAGUAAUUUUUGGUUGAAACACAAACUAUUUAUACUGAGGCGUAAAGUUUCAAAAUUUUCAACAUCACUGCUUUUAAAUGUGAUGUCACGAUGCCAUCGUUUCUGCUCUUUUUUAAAGCUUGAUGAUAUUGUAUUCGUCAGAUAUCUUUACAAAUGUUUCCAUCAUAUGUUCAGUAAAAAUGCCUUUCUUUUAAUUAUUUUGCCCUGACGUUGUCAGUUUAUCUCGACUAAGAGUUUUGAAUAUCCCCUUGGUAUCUUCGGCCUCCUUUUAGUUUGAAUUGUAGGCCCAAUAUCUUUCCUUAUGUUUAUAUAUCAUAAAUAUUUAACAAAGCAUGGAACAGAGGCAAGUUCUAAUCAUGCUCAACAUUCUUACCCGAUUUGUAAAAAUGCAUGAUAUUCCUUACUUUAUAAAGAUAUGAAAAUCAUACGCUAAAUAGGUAUACUAUAUUACUACAUCAUACUGCUAGUUGUAAAAAGAACAUUAACUAAUUAUGAGUUGAAUUCUAUUCUUGAAUAAAAAAAAUUCCCUAAAACUUUAAUUUAAACAUACUUUAUUCCUGAAAUAUAUUAAUCUUCGUAUUUGCAAAUUGACUGUAGAUGUUUUUGUUCACUGUUGGCUAGCAAAAUCAUAUCUUAAAACGUAAAAGUUUUGAUGAAUCAAGAGCAGUUUGUAUGUUGAAAAUAAGUCAAAUUUGUACCUCAGAACCAGCAAAUAUGUAUUACACUUUCACGGAUAAACUAAUUAUUGCCUGAUAAAAGUGAUAAAGACAAAGUAAAUUUCCUCAUUGCUGAUGUGAUUUUAUCCUUCUAUUAAAGAGGUAUGACAUACAGAUAUUGGUAUCAUUCAUGCAUAAACCAUGAUCCUCCCUUGAUAAGAAAUUAUUGAAACCCAUCUGUAAUGAAAAGUGCUUACACUAUCUUUUCAAAAUAGCUUUUUAUGUUUUGGGUAAUUAAAAAAAACAAUUGAUUCUACCUCGUAUACAUUUAUGUUCAAUGAUAUUAGAAAGAAUUUCAUUCAAAACUUUUACCACACAAUCAUUUUUUUUUUUACUUUUAUACUUUUAUAUAUAUAGUUGAUUAUCUAUUAUGCUGAAUGAACUAUAGUAAUUUUAGUUUGUCAGACAUUUUUGAGAAAUGAUAAUUGAUAAAAAUAUAUCAAAUCAUUGACAGUGAAAAUAAGGCAACUAGUUUUGACAUAUUCAUGUUCUUUAUAUUAAUGAGUAGACAUGUAAUUUUGGUAGUACUAAAUUUUACUUGAAACGGGUUAGUAUUAACAGUAUAUUUUACAUAUAUGUAAUAUGCAUGACAGAACACUAGUUACAAAUAAUAAAAAUAUAUUUUGUACAA